AUGUGGGAUGGUGGAAGCCCCGAUCUCGGUGGUAGAGAGUACACGGAUCCAAACGAUCCGAGGUUCAUCGACCAGUCUCCUUACUUCACGGCCAUUUCUAUACCGGCCGCCUGGAAGCGCCUGGCUGAGUCUGGCCGCAGGAGAGAAGCUGUCACCAUUGCUCUGAUUGAUCAAGGGUUAGACUCCAAGCACGAAGACUUACAAGGCAAUGCUAUCACCGGAUAUAACGUCGUUAAUGAUAAUACCGAUACGGCCCCUCGAACUCCUCAUGGCACGCAGAUCGCUGGAAUUCUCGGUGCCGUUACCAACAACAAAAUUGGGAUCGCCGGGAUAUUAGACCACGUGCGGCUCAUGCCUAUAUAUGUAACCCCCGAGCUGUGUUAUAUGAGGAAGGCCUUCUAUCACAUUAUCAAGCACAGGAAGGAGAACAACGUGAAAAUUAUCGUAGCCCCCCUGGCGACGUCCAAUUCAUGCUUCAAAGACAUGGUAAAGCAGGCCUCCGACGUUGGGAUCCUUGUUGUUGGACCUAUCGGUAAUGAUGGAAAAGAGAUCAGAACAGACGUUUACCCAUGUGCGGUGAGCUCCUCGGCUGGAGGUGUGAUCUGUGUAGCUGCUACUAGCAGGACUGGGAUGCGGCUCGAUCCCAUGAGCAGCUUUGCCUCUUACGUUGACAUCGCCGCGCCUGGGAAUAAUAUAUUGACCACCUCGUUGGACCCUCUAUACGAACACGUUUCUGGGUCGUCAGCGUCUGUAUCGAUCAUAGCAGCCAUAGCUGGAAUACUCUACAGUAUAGACUCUUCUCUAAGUCCUGGAACUGUGAAGAGCAUUCUCAAGGAGACCGCAACUCCAGGUGUUAAGGACAGUACUGGCAAGACUUCACUUAAUUUUGGCCGUGUUAAUGCGGACCAAGCCGUCGCUCGUCUCCUGAGGUAG
Molecule: messenger RNA, 933 nt
Organism: Perkinsus marinus ATCC 50983
Lineage: Eukaryota; Perkinsozoa; Perkinsida; Perkinsidae
Product: thermitase, putative
Exons: 1
Coding region: 1-933 (310 amino acids)
Biological process (GO): proteolysis
Molecular function (GO): serine-type endopeptidase activity
Source: RefSeq, a predicted model, not a curated record